This is a messenger RNA of Naegleria fowleri, 609 nucleotides long. RefSeq lists its product as uncharacterized. The transcript is spliced from 2 exons. Gene Ontology annotation, molecular function: protein-folding chaperone binding; adenyl-nucleotide exchange factor activity. Gene Ontology annotation, biological process: protein stabilization. The record is from RefSeq and is a predicted model, not a curated record. Lineage: Eukaryota; Heterolobosea; Eutetramitea; Acrasida; Naegleriidae. The coding region runs from base 1 to 609 and encodes 202 amino acids. Gene Ontology annotation, cellular component: cytosol; cytoplasm; membrane.
AUGGGCAAUUCCGAAGUAACAUUGAACUUUAAAACCCUCUCUAAAAAACAAUUUCAACUCACCUUCAAUGCAAGCGAAACGCUCGAAGUUGUGAAAGAAAAAGUUGCUGUCCAUGAGCAUCUAUUGGCAUCCACUGUUAAGCUUGUUUAUCAAGGAAAAGAAUUAACUGAAAGCACCAAAACAUUACAAGAAUUAGGAUUUGAUCCAAACAUUUCAAUAAUUGUAGUUGGUAAAAAAACAAAAUUGCAAACCCAAACAACAAACAAUGCCUCCUCACCAUCAAAUGUAAAUAAUAAUAUUACACAAAUUGAAGAACAAAUUCAAAAAUCAACUCCAACAAAAGAAGAAAUUACACUUUCGAAAAUUAAUGAAAUUCAACAAAGGGCUGAGAAUUUAGAACAAGAGGUUAAAAGUUUGAAAGAUAAAAGAGAAGAAUUAGGUGAAAAGAAAUACAUAUUUGAAAAAAAGAAAUGUGACGAAUAUCUAACACUUUGUUUGAUAGAUUUAGAUGGAAUUAAUGUUGAGGGUAACGAAGAGCUUCGAAAAAAGCGAAGAACGACCAUUGUUUUCAUUCAAUCAGUUCAAUCAUUCAUAGAGUCCAAUCUUUAA